Messenger RNA from Dentiscutata heterogama, 1091 nucleotides. Lineage: Eukaryota; Fungi; Glomeromycota; Glomeromycetes; Diversisporales; Gigasporaceae. The record is from the annotation of a GenBank genome assembly.
UCAAUAAUACUCGUGUUGUUUUUGGUGCAACUAUUGCUAUUGGAAAAGAUAAUUUUGAAUCCAUUAUAGGUGAUCGUCUUAUCUUUGUUGAUAAGUCGAUGCUUAUAAAAGAGUUUAUUAAAAGUUCAGAUUUUAUAUCACUUAUUCUUCGUCCUCGCCAUUUUGGCAAAUCAACAAAUCUAUCCAUAUUAAAUCACUUCUUUAAAAAUUUAACUCCUGAAACAUGGGAUGAGAUGACAACAUUAUUAAGAAAUGCAUCUAUAAUAAAAGAUAUUAUAGAGUUGCAAAUGAUUUUUUUAAAGGCAUGGUUUCAUCAUAUUGAAGGUAAGAGCAAUGAUAAAAAUAUUGCAAAAGCUAUGUUGGUUGGUAUAUUAUGGAUUGCAAAAUCUAGAUUCUUAUCUAGGUUAAAUAAUCUUAUAGUUUACCCUUUGUAUCAAGAAAGUCAAUUUCAUCUUUAUGCAGAUAAGUUUGAAUUCACACCUGAUGAGGUAGAACUAUUACUGCCAAAGCAUGAAGACUUAAAAACUAAUAAGAAAGCAAGCACUUCAUUUAAGGAAACUGUCAAGAAGUUGUUAAAAGGAGAAUAUAUAGCUAGUAUUGAGAUUCAAGAUGAUCUUCAAUAUUUAUAUUUGGAUCAAUAUCAAGAUUUGGCUAUUUGUACACUUUUGUACUAUGCAGAAUAUCUCACUAUGAAUUCUGAAAAACAUCUUGUUUUUCCAAAUAUUGAGAAUGGUAUAAAUGGAAAAAAUGCAGAAAAUGUUUAUCAUACCUUUUGCUUGGGAAUGUUCAUUGUUGCUUAUGAUCAAGGCUAUAUCAUUUAUUCUAAUUGUGAGGCUUGUAUAGGAAGAUAUGAUGUAAAAAUAGUUUCAAAAUCGGGUGUUGGUAAGAUAGCUAUCAUUAUUGAAUUUAAAAUUGUUCAUGAUAAUAAAAGCUUGAACAAUAUGGCUCACAAAGAAUUAUGUCAAAUUGAAAAGAAGCAUGAAGUCAAAAGACUUCUGGAAAUAGGAAUUGCGUUUGAAGGGAAAAAAGCAUGUGUAGUAGGGCAUUUAUUACAUAGAACUGAGGAUAGAGAAUGGAUCAAAUCCUUAUAA